Tripterygium wilfordii is the source of this 3456-nucleotide messenger RNA. RefSeq lists its product as uncharacterized. Bases 448 to 3198 code for a protein of 916 amino acids. The transcript is spliced from 3 exons. NCBI's taxonomy places the organism in Eukaryota, Viridiplantae, Streptophyta, Magnoliopsida, Celastrales, Celastraceae. The record is from RefSeq and is a predicted model, not a curated record.
UGUAUGCGUCCGUUACCACUAUAAGUAACGCAUUUAGCUCCAUGAACACGCGCUCGUUCUCUCUCUCAAGCCUCUCUUUCUGGUCAAGUCGCUCUGAUUUGCUUUUGAAGUUCGGGAGACGAAAAGGAAGCCAUUGGGAUUGUAGUUUCUUGUUUGCUUCUCUGCAACUCUUCUGAUCUAUCUGAGAGCUUUCUGGUUUCAUUGACCUCUGGUGCACCGACACCUGUUACCUCGUUCUGGAGGGGGUGGAGCUUCCGUUAAUGGCAGUUCUCAGUUUUUGCAUUUCGAGAGCUUAUUCUGAUUGCUGUGCACUUUGUGGAGUCUGUCAGAAUGGGUAGCUGAGAAAGAAAAAAGAAGACUUUUCAAAAAUUUGAGGUAGUCCAAAACUAUUUGAAUUAAAUAUUUUCGAUCCAAGAUAGAGGUAGGGUUUGAAGCUGAAAUUGGUCUAUGGAAGACAGUUUAAAGCCCAGAAAAGACUCAAGGGAUCAGCAAUCUUCAGGGUAUUCUGAGAACAAAUUUAUUGCCCAAUCAGGUCAAUGUUUAAAUCUACAGGACAAGUCUAAACCCGAAAAGCCUAAUGUGUCAUAUUCUGAUCUCCAUUGUGAAAUCAUGAAAAAUGUGGAGGUCUCACCGAAAUCCUUGAAGAAUCGCCAAAAGCAAAAAAUAAAGGAUACCAAAGAAGAUGAGCUUGUCAAGUAUAUGUCGAGUCUCCCAAGUUAUCUUGAGAAAGGGAAAGAUCUUCAGGAAAAAGUCUUAAAUGUUGGGGUCCUGGACUGGGCUAGUCUGGAAAAAUGGCAGUAUAGCCACAGACAGAUACCAUGCAGAACUAGCAGGGAUCCUAUUUCCAGCAGUUGUUCUUCAUCAUCCUUCUCAACAGAAAGCUUCUCUUUCCAUUCGAGCAGAGGUCACACUCGCUCUCCUACUCGACAGAAGGUGCGUCAUCCUUCUCUGCAAGUUCAUUUGAUCACAUCUUCUCCAAAAGAGAGUCCCUAUAAAGUUGACAAACCCUAUGGAGGAGGUGUUGCAAAGUUUCAAGAUGUCAGCCAUGCACAGAGUAACUCCACAAACCAAUAUGGAAAUUUGAUCCGAAGAGAUCAGCUUUCUCGUAGAAACCAUGUGGAAAUCAAAGCAGAGCAUUACUGUAAAAAAAGUUCUGAUAUAAAGUUCUACCGAGACAUUGCGCAUUUGCCAAAUAAGUUGAAUAAAGAUCUAGCACCAUGUUCUCACGUGAGUGCCAAGACUAAAGAGGGUGAAUUUAAGGGAAGAGUGGAGAAGUUGCAAGGACAAAAGCCGAAUAUCGUUGAACAAGAUAUCUCUCAAAAGAACAAACCAGUAGUUCUCCUUUUACCAAGAGAUUACUCCCAGCACAAUGAUUCUAAGCCUUCUAAUCCAGCAGCCAUGUUAGUCGAGAGACAAGGAGUAGGAAGUCGAAGAAGCUUUGUGGAGACCUCUAAGCAAGCUUACUGUGCAAAGCUUAAUUCCGAUAUCCCACACUCAUGUCCACUGUCUCUUGAAGUUGACAGCGGUGAGCAUUUUCAGAUGGAACGGUGCUUUAAUGAUGCACAAAGUACUGACACCUUGCGUGAUAUAUCUUAUUCAGCGCAAUCUGCACCUGAAAUGGGAAACUGUUCAUCUAGAUGCAGAAAACUUGAAAAGAUAAUGCCGGCCAUGAGAUCCUCUAAUUCAAUUGCAAAUGCUUCCAAAGCUGUAGAUCAUAAAGUAAGUGGAGUGGUUGCAGGAAAAAGCAGAAGCACUUCACCUUUUCGCCGUCUUGGCUUUGGUAUUGGCAAUAUAGGUAAGAGUUUCAGCUCCAAAGAGGAUUUGGCCAAACCAGAGUUUAGCUUGAAGCAUAUUUCUGCUUGUUCUGGAAGAGAUAAUUCUGUGGGUAUUUCUUGUCAAGGUACCUCUAAUAGUGAUAAACCUUACACUACAGGCAGGAGGAGGUCCAGUCCUUUGAGAAGGUUACUGGACCCACUAUUGAAGCCGAAGGCAACAAAUUACCAGAACUUCAGAGAGCCCUUGCAGAGAGAUUCAAUAGAAUCAAUACCAACAAAUGGAGCCGGCAGAUCAUAUGAUGGGAAAUCAGAUUCUUCAGCUGGAACUCUAAUGUCUACUUUGCUUCAGGACAAGAAGCACAGAUCAACCAUUCAAGCUCUUCUUCAAGUUGUAUUUAAGAAUGGCCAGCCUCUGUUUACAUUCGCAGUUGACAAAAAUAAUGACAUCCUUGCUGCAACAAUGAAGAAGUUUAGUGCCUCGAGAAAGAGUGACUACAACUGCAUUUAUACUAUUUUUACUAUUAAAGAUGUCAUGAAAAGGAAUGGAAGAUGGAUGGAUCAUAGUGGCAAAAGCAAAAGUGAUGAUUACGUCCCAAAUGUCCUUGCCCAGCUGAAAGCUACUGGUUUCCAGGUUACCAACUUUACAAGACAGAACCAUAUGGCAUUAGAGAGUGGCAUUAGAGAGUUUGUUUUGUUUGCUGUGGCUCUAAGAGAGACAGAUCAACAAACAUCAGAAUUUCAGCCACAUGAUGAGCUUGCAGCCAUUGUUGUCAAGAUCCCAAAAGAUAUCAGUAGAAGUUCAGUUGUCGAUAAUCAUCAGAAUGAUAUCUGUAAUAAGGUGCCAGAGUUUUCUGAUUCUGUGUUAGAUGUCAAGAAACGUCCUAUUACAGGUGGACAAGGUCUCAUCAAGACGUCAGUCAUUCUUCCUAGUGGUGUUCAUAGUCUACCGACUAAUGGAGGACCUUCAUCACUGAUCCAACGUUGGACGUCAAAUGGAUCAUGUGACUGUGGAGGUUGGGAUUUGGGUUGUAAACUUAGGGUCUUUUCCAACUGGAAUCAAUUUAUUAAGAAGUCAAGUUCAUCCAAAGCUCAUUGCGACACUCAUAAGUUUGAACUUUAUCCUCAGGGAGGAGAACAAGGAAAUGAUCCCGCCCUUGCCUUAGCACCAUUCAAGGAUGGAAUCUAUUCUGUUGAGUUCAAUUCAUCUCUAUCCCUUCUGCAAGCAUUUGCCGUCUGCAUAGCUGUUUUAGAUACUAGGAGACCGUGCGAGCUUUCUGAAUCGUGUGCCUUGGUUGAAGAAAAGACUUCUGUGGAAAACAUAAUAGCACAAAAUGAUGGAAUAAGGGCUUCUAAUCUCUUUGGAGGAGAGGUUCCUGCUAGAUAUGCUUCGUAUCCUCCCCAUUCUCCAGUAGGCAGGGCCUAGUUUCAUUGAGGGAAUAAUCUUGUAAUUAUGGACAGAGAGGUGGACAAUGAACAAAAACUUGAAUGAGAGAUGCCUAUUUUUGAUGCCUUUUUUGAAGCUAAUAAGGUUUCCCAAAGCCUGAUUAUGGAUUUUGUUGGUCUUCGGAUUUUUUGAUGAUAGAAGCAACAUCAAUUGUACUAUUGAAGACUAUAUGUCCAUUAAUGUAAGUGUGCAUACCUAUGGCGACUAAUAAAUUCCUCUAUUACUUCUUAGCUUUUA